GUAGAAUUACACAAACAUGUUUGGUGAAAUUAAAAACAUACAACGAAUUCAAUUAUUUCUAAGUAUUCCUCGUAUAAGUAGGUACUGUAACCUUCAGUGUGUUUGGAUGAAUUCAUAGUUGGGUCUGUAGAUCCGGCGCCUUUCUGCUAUUGGAAUAGUCUGGUAUUCGAAAUUGUUUUGUCCGGAUACAUAAAAUUCUAACUUUAACACAUGUCUGCCUUGACAUUGAAAGGCGGUGAUAGCACUGCAAGUGAUGACUGGAAGUCAACUCUCAAGCUUCCGGAGAAGGAUAUGCGUAUCAAAACGGCCGAUGUGACGGCUUUGAAAGGAAGCAGUUUUGAAGACUUUUGUCUAAAGAGAGAUAUCUUGAAAGGAAUCUACGAGAAAGGUUGGGAAUCCCCGUCACCAAUCCAAGAGUCCAGUAUACCAAUUGCACUAACACACAGAGAUAUUAUGGCAAGAGCCAAGAAUGGAACUGGUAAAACAGGAGCUUACUCAGUACCUGUCUUAGAAUCAAUCGAUACUUCACUCAACAAGAUACAAGCUAUCAUCUUAGUCCCCACCCGAGAACUUGCACUACAGACGAGCCAAAUCUGCAUAGAACUUGCGAAGCACACUGCAAUUAAAAUCAUGCUGGUGAUUGGUGGCACACUACUUAAAGAUGAUUUAAUUAGAUUAAGUCAAACUGUUCAUGUUUUGAUUGGUACUCCUGGUCGCUUGGUGGACUUACUAAGCAGAGGUCUCAUUGACAUAUCGAAGUGCAAAAUUGUUGUUUUGGACGAAGCCGACAAAUUACUUUCCGAAGAGCUGAAAAGUGGGGUUGAAGAAAUCCUCAAUGGAGUGGAUAAAAGCCGCCAAGUUCUUGUAUACUCAGCAACAUACCCAGUUACAGUUCAGUCAUUUAUGGCUCAGCAUUUGCGCAAUCCCUAUCAAAUAAACUUGAUGGAGACAUUAACUUUGAAAGGAAUUACUGAAUAUUAUGCAUAUGUCCAGGAAAAACAUAAGGUGCACUGCUUAAAUACGUUGUUCUCCAAACUACAAAUCAGCCAGUCUAUUAUAUUUUGUAGUUCAGCACAACGAGUCGAACUUCUUGCCAAAAAAAUCACCCAGUUGGGAUAUUCCUGUUAUUAUAUACAUGCCAGAAUGUCCCAGCAGGAUCGAAACAGAGUCUUUCAUGAUUUUCGAAAUGGUUGCUGCCGCAACCUAGUUUGUACAGACCUUUUGACUCGUGGCAUUGACAUUCCGACAGUGAAUGUUGUUAUAAAUUUUGACUUCCCAAAAUAUUCUGAAACUUAUUUGCAUCGCAUUGGUAGAUCUGGUCGCUUCGGUCAUUUGGGUAUCGCUAUUAACUUGGUUACUUAUGCGGACAGGUAGGUCUCUAACACGUAUUUGACUGAUUUUUUGCAGAUAUGCUUUAAAAACGGUGGAAACAGAACUAGUUACGGAAAUCAAGCCGAUUCCCAAAGAAAUCGACAAGCGGCUCUAUGUAGCAGAGUAUCAAAACGAAAAUAAUUUGGAUCCGACGACAAGAGAAGCACUGUUUAAUGGUCGUGGGUUACCUCCGAAUAACAAGGAGGAAGUUGUUAACAAUCAUUAAUAUAUAAAACCUCCCGGUGACUUCUGGGCAUUGACCUAAGAUGCUCGCCACUUUAGAAUCCCUAAUUUUUCGAGUUUAGGUUAUCCUAAUUAUUUUCUUCGCAGCUUCGAUGGACCCAUUCCCACUCGUGAUAUGCUGUAUAGUUUAAUUUUCCCCAUCUGUCCUUUUCAGUUGGGGUUUUUUUUCAAAUGUUUAUUUUUUUGUUAUUAUUAGCCCUAACCAGAACUCCCUGUUCCCCUGUAUUAUAUCCCAGAUGUACAGUUGGCUUAAAUGCCCCUCAUACUUCGUGUCGUUUUGAAAGUCCCCUUUGGCUUUGUAGUAUCCAAAUGAUGGUUUUAACGAGUGCGUUGGAUCUACUAGCCACACAUCCCAAUACUUGUAUGUGGUCAGUGUUGCCCUCAUUUGCUUGCUCAUGAUUGUUGUUACUCUCCAGGAAGCUGACCAAUGGUGUUUUUGUUUAAUUUAAAAGUAAAUAAAGGUUCUUGGUAG
Schistosoma turkestanicum is the source of this 2086-nucleotide messenger RNA. The record is from the annotation of a GenBank genome assembly. NCBI's taxonomy places the organism in Eukaryota, Metazoa, Platyhelminthes, Trematoda, Strigeidida, Schistosomatidae.